AUGAAGGACAUACUGGACUUAGAUCCAGAAGUUGCAGAAACUGAAGAGUUUGUUGAUUUUGUAGCUGGAAAGCAUCUACCAGAUGGAGGCCUCACAGUCUGUCAUAGAUAUGGUGGAUAUCAGUUUGGUUAUUGGGCAGACCAACUUGGUGAUGGUAGAGCACAUAUCCUAGGAGAGUAUAUAAACAGCAAAGGUGAGUCAUGGCAGCUGCAGCUGAAAGGGUCUGGCGAGACUCCGUACUCACGCUUCGGUGAUGGAAGGGCAGUGCUCCGCUCAUCCAUUAGGGAGAUGAUAGCUUCAGAGGCCUGCUACCAUCUUGGAAUCCCUACUACCAGGGCUGCUGCUUUGGUGGUGAGCGAUGACCACAAAGUGUGGCGAGAUAAAGACUACAGGGGCGCCGCCCGCUUGGAGCGGGCGGCCGUUGUACUAAGGCUGGCGUCCGCCUGGUACCGGCUCGGCUCUUUCGAGAUCCUGCUGAAGAGGAAAGAGCCGCACACGAUGCGGCUGCUGGCCGACUUCGUUAUCAAGCACCACUUCCCGGAUAUAGUCCCGGAUGAUCCUGACAAAUAUGUGAAGUGGUACUCAGAGGUGGCGCACAGGAACCUGGACAUGGUGGCAGCAUGGCAGGGCAUUGGCUUCGCGCACGGCGUGCUGAACACGGACAACGUGAGCGUGCUCGGCCUGACCAUAGACUACGGGCCGUACGGCUUCGUCCAGCACUACUACGAGCACUACACUCCAAACACGUCGGACGACGCCGGUCGCUACGCUUACAACAGGCAGCCCGAUAUAAUGUUAUGGAACUUGGAGAAAUUCGCCGAAGCACUGGAGCCGAUAUUGACGGACGAACAGAAGAAGAAGAUAGAGGAUGUUCGAGCUGGUCUUGGUGAAUACAUCGAGAAGAAAGUGAGGCUAGCCUUUAUCAAUAAACUCGGUCUGCUGACCUCUCGUGAUGGUGACGCCAGAUUGGUGCAGGACCUUCUGAAACUCAUGCAGCAGACCAUGGCUGAUUUUACAUCAACAUUCCGGCAGAUGGCGGAGCUGGAACUAUCUCAGUUGGUGGAUGCCACGUCGCUGGAGGGCAAAUGGUCCUUAGCGAAGCUUGGGAAGGCGUCGCAGUGGAAGGACUGGGUGAGGAGGUAUCGCCAGAGGCUGGAAGAGGAGGACGUGUCGGACGAAACCAGACGCGCCCGAAUGCUCAAGGUCAACCCAAUGUAUGUGCCGAGCAAUUGGAUACUACAGGAGGCGAUAGCUGACGCCGAGAAGAACGACUUCGCAAAGGUGCGCCUGCUGCUCAAAAUUUUCAGGAACCCUUACGAAGUAAACGAAGAAGCAGAGAAGUUAGGAUACUCAUCACAACCGCCGAGCUGGUCCUUCGGGCUGAAGCUUAGUUGUUCCAGC
This is a messenger RNA of Iphiclides podalirius (scarce swallowtail), 1401 nucleotides long. The record is from the annotation of a GenBank genome assembly. NCBI's taxonomy places the organism in Eukaryota, Metazoa, Arthropoda, Insecta, Lepidoptera, Papilionidae.